AAGUGUUCUUAAGGUUCUCUGAGAAAGACCUCUGGGGAGACUUAAGCUCAGAAAGUGUGUGUUUCUCCCACUCUGAGACAGAGUCAGAACUCUUCUCACUGACAGUCACAGACAUCUAUAGCACUUACUGGAUUGAGAGAGGGACCCUCCAAACAAAACUUCACAGAAAACUUUUUGUUCCUCCAGAGAGUUUGCUGAAGAGGAAGAAAAGAAGAAAGGACAACAGAACAAAACAAACUGUGAAGUGGUGUUGGGAGAAGAAAAGCAGUGCCUUUAAAGAAGGGAAUCACAACAACUUUUGCUGCCAGGAUGCCUUUGCUUCUGAAGAGAGGAUUUUUCUUGAUGCUUUGCUGGAUUAUAGUGAGGAGCUCCCCUACCCCAGGAUCUGAGGGACACAGUUCAGUCACCGAUUGCCCAUCCUGUGCCCUUGCCACGCUCUCAAAGGAUGUCCCCAGCUCCCAGCCUGAGAUGGUGGAAGCAGUCAAGAAGCACAUAUUGAACAUGUUGCACUUGCGGGACAGACCGAACAUCACUCAGCCAGUGCCCAAGGCUGCCCUUUUAAAUGCUAUCAAGAAACUCCAUGUGGGAAAAGUGAGGGAGGAUGGCUAUGUGGAAAUAGAGGAUGACAUUGGAAGAAGAACAGAAAUGAAUGAACUUGUGGAGCAAACUUCAGAGAUCAUAACGUUCGCAGAAUCAGGUCCUGCCAAGAAAAUGCUGCAUUUUGAGAUUUCCAAGGAAGGCAGUGAGCUCUCAGUCGUGGCCCAGGCUGAUGUGUGGCUCUUCCUGAAAGUCUCUAAAGCCAAUAGGACCAGGACUAAGGUGACCAUCCGGCUGUAUCAGCAACAGAAACUGCUGAAACGAAACUCCCAAGGAACGGAAGAGGAUGGCAAUAUGAAGGGAGAGAAAGGUGAAAUUCUCAUUUCUGAAAAGGCAGUCGACACUCGUAAAAGUACCUGGCACAUUUUCCCGGUCUCCAGCAGUGUUCAGCGCCUCCUUGAUCAGGGAAAGAAUUCACUGGAUGUGCGGAUUGCUUGUGACCAAUGUCAAGAAACUGGAGCCAGUCUGGUGCUCCUGGGUAAGAGGAAAAAAAAGGAAGAAGAUGUGGAAGGAAAGGAAAAGGAAGGCAAUGAAAGUGUAGGAGAAGAAGAGAAAGAACAAUCACACAGGCCUUUCCUGAUGAUGCUUGCCAGACAUUCAGAAGAUCGCCAGCACAGACGACGCAGACGGGGUCUUGAGUGUGAUGGCAAAGUCAACAUCUGCUGCAAGAAGAACUUCUUUGUUAGCUUCAAAGACAUUGGCUGGAAUGAUUGGAUCAUUGCCCCAACAGGUUACCAUGCCAACUACUGUGAAGGAGACUGCCCCAGCCAUAUUGCCGGCACAUCUGGCUCAACCCUCUCUUUCCACUCCACCGUUAUCAACCACUACCGCAUGAGGGGCCACAGUCCUUUCUCCAACCUCAAGUCAUGUUGUGUACCCACCAAGCUGCGGCCCAUGUCUAUGCUCUAUUAUGAUGAUGGGCAGAAUAUAAUCAAAAAAGACAUCCAGAACAUGAUAGUGGAGGAAUGUGGAUGUUCAUAGGUGUGUGUGUGUGUGCAUGAUGCACACCUGUACUUCUUAGGGACUGCCUUUCUACCAAUUUCAAGAAGACAAUUUAAAAUAUAAUGUAACAGGAAAGACCAAGUUGGCUCCUCCUUUUUGAGCAAAACAAUCACACAUCUAAAUUCAGUGCAUCCAAUGUUCAAAUCUGAGGUAAAGAAAGGAAAGAAGAAAGGUGAUCACCAGGGCUUGGAUGAGAAACAUUCAAAUAGUGUGGGCAAGGGCAUAUCCUAUAUGCUCCCUAUUUUUAUUACAUAGUAUUUUCACACUUGUCAGUCACAAAGGGAGGUAUGUCUUCCUUCCUUAUAUUACCUAUGCAUUCAAGCCCUGAUAGUGGCUCACCUAAGAUGCAGCAAUUUGGAUGCUAAAUCCAUAAUGGUAUUAAAAUUCCUAGAAUAGCCAUGUGUAUGAACACUACAUUCACUGGCACUUUUAAUCCUGUCAGUUUACCAUGGACGCAGUGUGUUUGUGUGUGUGUGUGUGUGCGUGCGCACAUAUAUAUGUGUGCAGGUUUCUUAUGGUGUAUCACACAGAGAGCACACGUGUGUGUGUGCGUGCGUGUGUGUG
Messenger RNA from Pogona vitticeps (central bearded dragon), 2163 nucleotides. NCBI's taxonomy places the organism in Eukaryota, Metazoa, Chordata, Lepidosauria, Squamata, Agamidae. The record is from RefSeq and is a predicted model, not a curated record.